GCUUUUCUUUUCUUCUCCCCUCCUUUCCUACCAUUUCCUUAUCUGAAUCAGCUGAUUAUUGUUUUCGUAUUUCCAACGAAACAGAGCGUUGCUGUAGUUAUGAUAUGCGAUACAUAUUAACGGGCGACUUUUCCGAAUACCUUCAUAGGCGCGUCGAAACAGGCAACGAAUCUGACAAUCCCCGUCGUGAUUAGAAACUGUACCGACGCGCUUCAUAUUUCGAACAAAAAGAUUGACGUUCCGCGGGCGGGGUGACAUCACUAUCGCUUUCUGGUCGUGUUGUGUCAGUCACUCGUAGAAUGACGCAGUAGAAGGUCGUUUCAGAGAUGGCGAGCUUCCCAGUAUGAGAAUACAGUUUUAUGGCGAGGUAAAAAUAUUCAAUUUUGGAAGAAAUCAUGUCUGCAGACUCUCCUAGGCGUGGUGUGCAUAAAGGAGCUCAAGUUGUAUCACCUCAGCCUAUAGUUGAUCGAUCAAUUAUAGAUAGUGUCGCUGGAAUUAUCAAUGAUAUAGUUCCACAGGCUUAUAGUAGUUCAUUAAAUUCUGAUAACAAGGAAUCUAUAUCUUGGGCACGGUUUGAGUAUGCAGACAUUAAUGAUCCAGUCUUAUAUCCAGACUACAAUGAAGGCUCUAAUACACCACCUUUAUUAUUGGUGCUUGGUUAUACUACUGGAGUUCAGGUGUGGUUGAUAGCAGCAACAGGGGAGGCAACAGAAGUUUUAUCAUGGAGACAAGGAGUAGUCCAUACUCUUAGAAUUUUACCAAAUCCAAAGACUGAUGAUGAACACAUUGAUCUGUUUGAACUGAAACGCCCAAUGGUGGCAGUAUGUGAUUCAGCUGGUCCUGGUCCACAAUUUUGCAACAUUAGUUUCAUUUCGUUGAAAACUGGAGAACAGACUAAAAGCAUAAAAUUUAAAAAUCCUGUUUGCGAUAUUUUGGCGAAUAAGCGAUCUAUCGUAAUAACAUUUUUAGAAAAAAUUGCAGUGUUUGAUGCUCGAACUUUGGAUGAUGUAUUAACAGUCACUACCUGUCAUGCUAGUCCAGGGCCAAAUCCGAACCCUGUUGCUUUAGGAACAAGGUGGCUCGCCUACAGUGAAAAAAAAUUGUUACCAUCUAAGAGAAGUAGUGGGGGUUGCGAAGGAGAAGGAGUUCAAAGUUAUACCGCAACUGUUCUUUAUGCUGCAAAAUCUUUGGGUAAAGGUUUGCGUGGCUUAGGAGAAACUGUUGCGUCAAGUUUAACUGGUAAUUCGACGUCGCCAAUAGUUGUCAAUAACACAGGAAAUGAUGUGACUCAACCGGGUGUGAUUACGAUAUUGGACCUUCAAGCUGCAAAAGAGGAGAAAGGAUCAGAUGAUCCAAAUGUAGAAACUAUAAUUGCUCAUUUUACUGCCCACAGUGAUGCGAUCGUUGCCAUGACUUUUGAUUUAAGCGGAGCUUUGUUGAUGACCGCUGACAAAAGAGGGCAUGAUUUUCAUGUAUUUAGAAUUCAGCCGCAUCCAGGCGGCCCUACUUUAGCAGCAGUACACCAUUUAUAUAUUUUACAUCGCGGAGAUACUACUGCAAAAGUGCAGGAUAUGGUAUUUUCGAGUGAUACCCGUUGGGCGGCUAUUUCAACUGUACGGGGCACUACUCAUGUAUUCCCGGUUGCACCCUAUGGCGGUCCGGUAGGCAUGCGUACCCAUUCAACGCCGCAUGUUGUAAAUAGACUUUCAAGAUUUCAUAGAAGUGCAGGAUUAAUGGAUGAUGGAACCAGAUCCCAUUCUCCUGUCUCCCAUUCAGAGUUGCCUUUGUCAGUAUAUCCAUACUCUAAUCCAAGACUUCCUCCAUAUCCCCAUCCAACGGUUCUACAUCCUCUCGCACAGAUUAGGCAACAAUCUACGUUAAAUUACGUGAACAGCCAAGCUCAACAGAGCAGGCCGCAGCAACGACAACGUUUGCACUCCGAUGAUAGUGCAACUAUACCAUUAAAGAUAUGCGCUUGUUUUGCACCACCAAGAGCUUGGAUGUAUGCACAAAGAGAAAAUACCGCCAAAGUUAUAAAGAGGGCAGUAGAUUCCUUAUUCAUCAUGGCGUGUCAUGGAAACAUGAUACAAUAUGAUUUAGAACCUAAACCUGCAGCAGGCGUACCAAAAGAAAAAGUGUGUGAUGAUACAAUGAUUGAAUUAGAGGUUGAACCAAGAGGUCAGUGGCCUCUUGUAAGAACUCCGAGUUCUUUAGAGAUUGUGUCUCCUUUGCCACCAACUAGUCCUUUGUUAAGUGUCGUUACUUCACCAAAAGACAUUCAAGACAUGGAUUUAGCAGAGGAUCGUUGGUUAAGUCAAGUAGAAAUAGUAACCCAUGCGGGUCCACAUAGACGACUUUGGAUGGGACCACAGUUUGUCUUUAAAACCUACAAUGCAACUAGUGGAGCUCCUGUGAAUUUGGUCGAAGCCGAGGCUGUUGAAAUUGGUGUAACCGGUGGGUCUCGUCCAGCGAGAUCAAAUCCGGUGAAUAUGCCUCAUGCUACAUCUAGGUCAUUAGUUCCCGUAGUUAUCGAUGGAUCAGGAAGUAGUUACGAGCAAUCGCCAAGGUUCAUGGAAGCCUAUGGCGAUUGCUUAGAUAGCGAAAACGCGGGUGUUGGGAGCGGCGAGAAUCAGCUAAGAGAAGAUUUGGCCGAAGCGAUGUUGGAAACGUCUAUUGCACCUCAUCGUGCUGGGAGGCGAUCGGUAUUUGAGAGGGUGGGUCAACCGGUAACUAAAGUUGUCAACCCUCUGGGCACCGUGAUUACCGUGUCAGCCGAUGAGGAAGACGUUAACUCCAGUCAGGAAUUCGAUUCCGCGGAAGAAAGCUACGUGCCAGAACCACCUAGGAGUGUGUGCGCCGAGGAGGGUCCCGCAUCACUCGGUGAUUUAGAGCUGGAGAGUCAGACAUUGCGCGAUCUAACAGAGAUUUGCGCGGAAAUGCGUUCGGCUAGCGAACCAGCGAUCGAUAGUGUACCCGACGAGAACAUCUAUGAGGUGAAAGAGAGGAAAGCACUGUGUGUAGAGAUCGCACCGAUUACGAACCCCGGUAAUUCUACUAUAGACUUCGAGAAGGCAGAGGUGUUCCGCGACGUGCCAACUAGUCUGAGUCUCUGCGUACAACCGGGUGAAAUACCUAGCAGCCCUAUGACGCAGGCUAAAGAGACAGCUUGGUGCAAGAGGUUCGAUAAAAGAGAAGAAAAAGCGCACGAGAGGAACAUGUCCGAGGCCCAGUACGUCGUCAACUGCGACGACGAGAGUGUAGUGUUGAUGGAGAACAAGUUGGCUUUGGGACGGAGAAAUGUUGCGCAACAUAAGUCAGAUAUUAAGAAGCUUAGCGAGUUGGAGAAACCAACAAAAAAGUCAUCCGGGAAAAAUGGAGGUCCCAGUGGGACCUCCGGGAAAAAAGUAGAAGCUAAGACUUCGGUGAAGAAGUACAUCCUGAAAGAAAAUGAAGACAGCAUCGUUAUAGAAGACACUACGUAUGUGGAGCCGAAAAGUAGUUGCAGUGAAAAAAAAGAAAGCCAGAAGAGCACAGCUGACGCGGACGCGAAGGGAAAGAAUACUGAAAGCAAAAACGGAGAUUCAUCCAGGGAUUCGGGAAAGUCUAAGGGUAAAUCGAAGUCCUCUGCGGUUCAGGAUAAAAAGGAAAUCAAAGCUGAUGUUAAAGUAGAGAGCAAGAAAUUCGAGAAACGGCUGGAGCCAGUCAUCGAGUUGGAAUGUGCAAUUGAGGAAAAAAAGGAGGAGUCUAAGUCAGACACGAGUGCUAUCGACAGCGAUACACUCAAGUAUCCACCGUCAGACUCGGCCGAUGAUUUCAGCUCUAGCGAGUAUCACAUCGUAGAAUCAACUUGUUGCAAUAAAGAUAGUGUUUUGGCUCAAUCUGACGAGGACAUCGAACACAUCCAAAGCUCCGAGAUCAGCCAACUACAGCAAGCGGAAUGUUUCGAAGGCGAUAAAUGUGCGCACGUUCUCUGCGAGGACCCUUCAACUAGUUUGCAGAGAAAAAACAGUAAAAACACCAUAUCGGACGACGAUUUAGAGUACAUCCAUUCUUUGGAGCUCAUCGAAACUCCCGAUAAGAAGUGCAGCGAGGAACUCAAAAUAGACACCGGGAAGGAAAGCGAUCAUGAUUCGAACACCAGCAAGCGUACUUUCUCUGACGAUGAUUUGGAGCACGUUCAACAUUCUGAUGUUUGCGCCAUGUCGUCCGAUUUAAGCAAAGAUGAUCGAAUUGUAAAAAAGGAAAGUCAAUCAGAACAAAUUACGAGAUCAAAGAGUUCGAAGAAGACGAAGGACAUCGUGGUGAUCCAAAGCGACACCGUGGCUACCGAUGUCACUGUGAUCAUCAAACCGGUUGAAAGUUGGAAGGGCAAGAACACGGAAAAGAAAGAAGAGUUAGAGGAAUCCGCGAAAGAUUCAGGAACCAAUGAAAAUCCUAGCCCCCUGAAGAAGAUUAAAACUCGACAGACUAAAACCUCUCCUUCAAACGUUGCUCCUAAACGAUCGUCAGGAGAAAUUGAGAUUAUCGACAUAGAUGCAAUGCAGAAGGCCGAGAUGGAAAUCUUGACGGUUACAACACCGACCCCAGAGUGUAAGAUUUUGUCUGGACCCGAGGUCAAAGAGCAACGGACAAAGAAGACCCGAAAAAAUAAGAAGACUAGCGGUGAAAGCACUCAAAGUUUAGAAGUCUCCGAACAACAGAAGAUUACCGAGGAUACUGAAAAAGAAUUAAGUUCGCAGGAGGUUCCGGAAUUUUCUUGGAGUGCCAUCGUCAAGAAAAAAAGUGGUUCUGUAGAACCUGAGCCGUACAAGGAAGAAGACAAGCUUGUCGAAAUCGAGGAAACGAUCGACGCAACGGAAGUUUCGAAAUGUAACAUUUUGGAGAAAGAUUCUGAAAAGAAGAAAAUACAGGACACUUCGUCAAAGAAAAGUUCAGAUGUGAAAGGUUUGCAGGUAAUUGAUAAACUCCGAGAAGCUGUAGCUGAAGUAGAUUCAAAGGAACCUGUUCCAACCGAAGAAUCUUCCUGGAGUUCUAUUGUAGUUAAGAAGAAGAAUAGUUUCUCCCCGAAGUUGGAUGAAAAGAAGGAUCUUGAUGUUGUUCCAAGCGUAGAGGAAACGUCUGCUCCUGCUGAUGAGAAGAAAUCCAGUAGAAAAAAUGUUGAGCCUUUGGUUAAAUCUCCUACAAUGAUCGACAAGCUCCGAGAGGCAGUAGCAGAAGCAGAUGACGAUGAGUCUUCAGGAGUGCAAGUGUCUUGGAGCGCGGUUGUCAGGAAGAAAAAUAGUUUCUCCGCAGAGAGCGAAGUGAAGAAAGAAUCCGAUUCUGAUCCGGUAGAGGAAUCAAACACUCAGCUUGAAGAAAAGAAACCUCGUCGAAGACAAAUUGAGACUCCACCUCGUUCCUCAACAGUAACGGAUGAGAUGCAGACAGCUGCCAUCGAAACAAUCAAAGAGCCUACAACUCAGGCAACAGAAGGUUCGUGGAGUUCGAUCGUGAAGAAGAAAGCUCCGCCUGAAUCAUUGCAAUCGUCUGCCAUCGUGGAAAAGGUUCGCAAGAAGUUGAACAUUUUGUUCAAUCCGUUGGAUAAUGAGUCUGAUCACGAGGCAAAAUUAGCUGAAGGUGUUGUCUCUAUGAACGUAAUCGAUGAACCGAUGUAUACUUGUUCUCUCGUGGACCUUUCAAGCCCACCGGUUGAACAGCCACUGGAAGAGAAGAAAUCCGAGAAGUCUUUGAAACCAGAAGCGGUCGAUGAGAAGUGUGAUGACGGAAACUUGGAGAACGACCCAGUGUUCACGAAGGAAGAUUCCUCGGAACCAGAGAAGAGAAGCGACUCGGAGCAGGAGGCCGCCCCCAAACGUUGGAACUCCUCGGACGAACUGAACGCAAAUAUCGUGUUCACCGAAGGGGAUUACCCAGGCCGCGAGACGGUCGAGCGAAGCGCAGACAGUUGCUCGAAUCCCUCGGUCGCUAUCUCCAAGAAAGGCAACAGGUCGAAGAAAAAAAAACGCAGAUGAGUAGAGGAUUGUAUGGAUGUACCUAGGGCCAGCCUUGCCCUUUAUAUUCUUCUGAUGCAAGUCACGGGAGCUGAUUAGCGAGAGUUUCAACCGGAAACCGAACUGGUUUCCGCUUUAUGUUGCAAUUACGUUACCUUGGUCAUUUUCGCGUAUCAAAAAUAGAAUCAUGUCGUCACUUUUGAGAAAAAUAAAAUUAACUAGCUUCAAUGUGACUACUGAUUUGGUAUUUUCGGAAAAUAUUUUUUAAAAUCAAC
Molecule: messenger RNA, 6265 nt
Organism: Nomia melanderi (Alkali bee)
Lineage: Eukaryota; Metazoa; Arthropoda; Insecta; Hymenoptera; Halictidae
Biological process (GO): response to starvation; autophagy
Cellular component (GO): cytoplasm
Molecular function (GO): protein binding
Source: RefSeq, a predicted model, not a curated record